AUGUCACUUGAUUCAGAGAGAAAACGUCCACCGCCUUUACAGCUGAAUAACUCAUCCACACACACUGCUCACACCGCUCACACCACUCGCUAUCCUCAGCUAUACUCAGAAGAUCUCAAAUCACCAAGAGAAUCUCUAUUUGACUCUGAUAGCGCGAGUUCUCUUUUUGAUGUCAGCAGCGGCGUACAUCCAUCCACACCGCCCUCGCUAACUAACACACCACCCUCGAUAAGCGCGUCUUUAAGAUUGGAGAAGGAUAAGGGUGAUGUAAAGACUCAUAAUGAGACCAAGCUCGCGGACCUUAUCGUAAUUGGCGAUGAGGAGGAGCGACGCGCUGAAAAUGACAAGGAGAAUAGCAAGAACAACGCUCCACCACCAACUCCAGAGCCAGUAUACGCAUCCCCGCCCCUCGCAGUACCGCCAAAGCUCACCCAAACGUCUCCUUCGGUCGAGCGUUUGUACUACAUACCCCCACCGACACCUCCCAAGUUUAGAACAACCUCAACCCCGGUCUUGCACCCAAUGAGUCCUGGAAACACUCAUCGCACUCCUAAAACUCUCAAGAAUGCUCGCACAACAGAGCUUAUGAACAACGACUCACGGAUUGAAGAGGUUCCUGAAGAAGAGCAAGGUGAUGAUGAGGAGGAGGAGGAGGAAGAAGAGGCUGGAAUUGAUGGCCCUAGGUCGCCAACACCAGCAAGCUCUCGUAACAACAGUAACGAUGCAUCUAGGCUCGCGAACAAUGUCAAAUUCAAAGAAGAAGGCGAACCCAAGUCGGCAUUCGACGACAGCAGUUUCGAAGACCGUCAAGAUACCACCAAUUCGCGCCAAAGACUGCCCUCAUUCUGGGAAAAGAUGCGAAAAAGCAACAUUUUAUCGCCAUCUGCAUCAGCAAACAUCCCAGAUACCACAGAAAACAGCUCGGACUCUGAUAGUCACAUUUCUAUCCAUGUCUACGACUCGGAUUUGCACGACAUAGAAAACACACAAGCAUCAUCAUCGCAGUCGGUGGCCAGAGCACUAGCUUCACUGCCGUCAGACGCAAUUAAGAGCGUAAAGGAUGUUCCGGAUAUAGGACUGGAGAGCAAGUCUUUUUUGGCACGCAUAUUCGAUGCUGAGAACUCGAGUGCGGCGUCUAACUGCUUUUUCUUGGGCUUCCUCUUCGGGCCCGCGGUGUGGCUGAUUGGUGGGUGGACGCUGGAUUCGCGUGACGGCGCAGCUGUGCAGAGAGUCAAAGCAGAUGAUAGGCGGAGGGACUGGGCGAGUGAAUGGAAUGAAAUCAACUUGGCAUUCAAAAUCCGUGAGACCGAGAAACAGAACAACGAUAAGGAGAAAACUGCGCUGUCAGAAAAACCAACACACAAGAGAAAUAGCUCGAGCGGCAGUGCUAGUUUCGCAAGAAGUGACAGCGGCGCUGCUAUGGAUGCACACCCAUCGCAAUCCUCUAUAGCUACCAGCUGGGGCAACCAGGAUUCUUCUAACAAUCCAACUUCGGCCAACCAUCUCUUCAAACAAGGUGUCAAACCGCGUAAAUUCGUUUCAAGCGAUCCGGACCUCAGCUUACUCCCACCUCUCACACGUGAUUAUCCGGACAGGUGGGUUCUUCGAUGCCGUAUCGCUGCACUCGUCAGCGUGCCCCUCUGUAUAGGGUGUCUCAUCGCUGCGAUUGUCGGUGUUGUUGUUUCGUUUUAA
Wallemia ichthyophaga EXF-994 is the source of this 1692-nucleotide messenger RNA. RefSeq lists its product as uncharacterized. NCBI's taxonomy places the organism in Eukaryota, Fungi, Basidiomycota, Wallemiomycetes, Wallemiales, Wallemiaceae. The record is from RefSeq and is a predicted model, not a curated record. Bases 1 to 1692 code for a protein of 563 amino acids. The transcript is spliced from 2 exons.